This is a messenger RNA of Paramuricea clavata, 2157 nucleotides long. Lineage: Eukaryota; Metazoa; Cnidaria; Anthozoa; Malacalcyonacea; Plexauridae. The record is from the annotation of a GenBank genome assembly.
AUGCCGCGAAUUGGUGAUCGUUUAGGUAAGCAGAUUAUACGUCUAGUGAUAUUAGUUCGCCUUCACGGUGAUCCGUUUAUGUGCCACGAACAUAAUUUCAAAAUAAAACCAUGCCAGGAGACAAAAUUGUAACGUUUGUGUCAGGACUUCGGUUAUAUGCCUGGUUUAGACGGCGAAUUUUUCAUGUGCCUAAUCAAAUCAGUUAAAUACGGCACGAGUUCGCGUGAACUGAUUUAGAUGUCAGACUUUAUGUACCGUGCCAAAUUACAAGACAGUAUACUACAGGGUGUAUAAAAAAAAACUGAACAGAUUUAAAAUUGCUCUCAAUUUCGCAAAACAGUUAUUUGUAGUUGUUUUUUAUAUAUAUAGCUUCUUUGGGUACUUAUAAUGUAAAAUAAUGAAAAAAAUUUCUCGAACUUAAAUUUUGUGAACCAGGGGAGAGUGUCUUUUCCAACAAAUUAAAAUGGCUCGCGCACAAAAUUUAAAAGCUUCAAUCAUAUUUUGAGUUAACAGAUGGAAAAUUUGUCGGGAUUUUAAUUAUUGUACAAAAUUUCAGACAAUUUGGUUUAGUUUAAGCCCCUUAACUAUUCACGCAAAGUUACAAUUUUCCCGAAAAAUCAGCUAUUUGCAUGCUUAAUUAAUGCAUUUGCCUAAUUUGCAUAGUCAGCAAUAUGCAAAUUAGGUAACGGCAUUAAUUAAGCAUGCGAAAGGCUGACUUUUUAGAACAAAAUGAAUAGUUAAAGGACUUAAACAAAACCAAAUUGUCUGAAAUUUUGUACAGUAAUUAAAAGCCCGACAAAUUUUCAAUCUGUUAACUCAAAAUAUGAUUACAGCUUUUAAAUUUUGUGCGCGAGCCAUUUUUAGUUUGUUGUUAAAGACACACCCCCCUGGUUCACAAAAUUUGAGAUCGAGAAAUUUUUUUCAUUAUUCCACAUUAUAAGUACCCAAAGAAGCUAUAUAUAUAAAAAACCAGAUACAAAUAGGUGUUUUGCGAAAUUGAGAGCAAUUUCAAAUCUGUUCAGUUUUUUUUAUACACCCUGUAUAUCAGAAUUAAAUGUCAGUCCUAAAUUGCUAAUAUAUCAUAUGAUUAUGAUUUAAUACGUUAAAAGUCUACGACUACAGUAUACAUUUGGUUCGACGGAAGAAAAGCACGACGCCUAAACCCAUGUCGAACCUGUGUCGCAUUUUAAUACGACAUGACUUGCUGUAUUUCAGUCCCGUAUCGAACGUUAACUAAUCAAAACUUGACGAACUUUAAUUUGUUGAUUUAACCUAAGCACGAACGUCGCAAUGAACCGAUUUAUAAUGUACACAGAGCAACACAAGGCGCCAGUAGCGCCAGACGAACUAGAAUAACGUGAUCUAUACUGAUAAUGAUUCUGGGAGCAUAUUGUGCCAGGUAUUUUAGUGUUUAUAUGCACAUUGUCGAAUCAUAUUCGUCGUGAGGACUAGCAUAUGCACAACAGAUGAUACUGUACGUGUUAUUAUAACAGAUGGAGAAUUCUUUUUAUUGUAUUUGGUAGUCUUGUCGUGUUUGGGCGGACAUAAAGAGCAUUGAGAUUUCCCUGCUAUAACUGUCGAUAUUCCUGACAACCAUCUGCUAGCGCUAUUUCGUUUACAGAACCUCUGUCUUCUGAAUGAUGAGGGCGUAAUUAUGCGAAAACGCGCUGUCUUCGCAUUAACUAAACUAUGUAUAUGUGCUCUUUACUAGGAAUCUCUGAUUUCGCGUACUUUCAAAAGUCUGGUGGAACGGGGUGCUCGAGUAAUUUAACCGACAACAACACAGUGACGGACUUUACCUACACGCCUGAACAAGGACGCUCCUUCUUGCUAGAUCUUUUCCAUGCAACUGGUGGUCGUUGGUUAUGGAUAAAUAAAACAGGAUGGGGGGAGGAGAGCAACAUUACUCAUUGCAAAUGGUUUGGUAUAGAAUGUUACAAAUACAAGAACAGUACUUAUCUAAAAUUUAUUGAUCUUACCGAAAACGGGUUAGAUGGCCAACCGCCAAAUUUUUGGAGAUUUCGGAAUCUACAAGGGAUAUGUUUGUCUCGUAAUAGACAUAUGACAGGGCAAAUAUCUGAUAUAGUAUCAAGUAAUAUGACCCGGCUUCGACGCCUGUGCGUCUCAUUUUCAGGAAUGUAUGGUUCCGUGCCAUGA